This is a messenger RNA of Knipowitschia caucasica, 315 nucleotides long. NCBI's taxonomy places the organism in Eukaryota, Metazoa, Chordata, Actinopteri, Gobiiformes, Gobiidae. The record is from the annotation of a GenBank genome assembly.
AUGGGGUUUGAGGCGGUUGGGAAGAGGGUGGUACUGGGUGGUGCGGAUACAGGACGGCUAUUGAGGAGAGUGGUUGGUGGGGAUGAAGAGGAGAGAGCAUACAGAGAAGAACGAGGGGGAGGGGGGGGGUGGGGGUGGGGGGGUGGGGGGGGAGGGGGGGGGGUGGGGGGAAGUAAAUGGUGUGGUGUUUUGAAAAGGUGUGGUGGGGUUGUGGUGGUUGUGGUUGAAUGUAUGUGGAGGGGCGGGGGGGUGGUUGGGGGGUUGGGGGGGAGGGGGUUGGGGGGGGGGGGGGGGAAGGGGGGGGGGGGACAAUAG